GUCAGACUUCCAAGGCCAAUACAGUCUAUGGUGACGAUUUGCGAUUGUCACAAGGGUUGCCAGUGUUUUCAUAUGCUCCCCUAGAAUUACAGUUUAAUGCGGUGCACUUCAAGGCUACUCGAUGCUGGGAAUGCUACACGAAAACGCUGUGGACAAGGGAGAGCUGGUGUAAUCAAUCUGGCAACCACAGUACAACUCCUUCGAACCAAUCAUUCUCCAAAGCGCCUAUGCAAGGAACAUCGUUUAGUCAGUGAAAAUGCCUCUGGCAAAGGACCUUCUCCAUCCUUCUCAUGAACUAGAGAAGAGACAGCACAAGAAAAAAAGACUGGUUCAGAGCCCCAAUUCUUACUUCAUGGAUGUCAAGUGCCCAGGCUGUUACAAGAUCACCACUGUAUUCAGCCACGCCCAGACUGUGGUGCUGUGUGUGGGAUGCUCAACAGUGCUUUGCCAGCCAACUGGGGGAAAAGCUAGACUCACAGAGGGUUGCUCUUUCAGAAGAAAGCAACACUAAAGGGGACUGAAAUGGAAUGGCCAUGAUGAAUGCGAAGAAGUGAUUCAGACCACUGAUCAAUGCCUUAAACUUUUCAUUGAUUCCAAUGAAUGAAGCUUGGAAAAUUAAUCAACUUCUGAAUGGUACAUGGCAAAUUUUUUCUGUUGUGUAACCUGUUCAGUUUUCUGAAAUAAAGUCUUAUACAUGAUGCAGGAA
This is a messenger RNA of Conger conger (European conger), 706 nucleotides long. Its product is annotated as small ribosomal subunit protein eS27-like. Gene Ontology annotation, molecular function: structural constituent of ribosome; RNA binding. Gene Ontology annotation, biological process: ribosomal small subunit assembly; translation. The transcript is spliced from 5 exons. The record is from RefSeq and is a predicted model, not a curated record. Bases 257 to 511 code for a protein of 84 amino acids. Gene Ontology annotation, cellular component: cytosolic small ribosomal subunit; ribosome. NCBI's taxonomy places the organism in Eukaryota, Metazoa, Chordata, Actinopteri, Anguilliformes, Congridae.